Molecule: messenger RNA, 478 nt
Organism: Drosophila navojoa
Lineage: Eukaryota; Metazoa; Arthropoda; Insecta; Diptera; Drosophilidae
Gene: Nxt1
Product: NTF2-related export protein 1
Biological process (GO): nucleocytoplasmic transport
Source: RefSeq, a predicted model, not a curated record
CAACGCCAUAAACUAGUGCUGAAACCCUAUCUUAUUUCGAAAUAUAUUGCAAGAUACGAGAUGAACGCCGAGAUAAAAGCCAAAGUGGAAGCAUGCUGUCGCACAGCGGAAGAUUUUACACGCUUGUACUACGCUUCAUUUGAUAAUCGCCGCCAUCAAAUGGGUCGCUUAUAUAUAGACACGGCCACGUUUAGCUGGAACGGGAAUGGAGCUCAGGGCCGCGAGACGAUCGAGCGUUACUUCCUGGAGCUACCCUCGUCCCGUCAUCAGCUGACCACGCUCGAUUCGCAGCCAAUUCUAGAUCCAGCUGUCGGCGGCCAGACGACGUACAUAAUACUGGCCAGCGGCACAGUUAAAUAUGCCGAACAAUCCCUGCGCACGUUUCAACAAUCAUUUGUAAUUACCGCCGAGAAUGAUAAAUGGAAAAUUGCCUCCGAUUGUUAUCGACUGCAGGAGCCGCUUAAUUAGAAAAUGCAUU